Messenger RNA from Gilbertella persicaria, 1266 nucleotides. Its product is annotated as Septin-type guanine nucleotide-binding (G) domain-containing protein. The annotation marks the transcript as partial. Gene Ontology annotation, molecular function: molecular adaptor activity; GTP binding; GTPase activity. Gene Ontology annotation, cellular component: cell division site; microtubule cytoskeleton; septin ring. Gene Ontology annotation, biological process: cytoskeleton-dependent cytokinesis. Lineage: Eukaryota; Fungi; Mucoromycota; Mucoromycetes; Mucorales; Choanephoraceae. The transcript has 9 exons. The record is from RefSeq and is a predicted model, not a curated record.
AUUAGACUUAGAAAAUGGCUCACAGACUUGGAGGACGCAGAAAAAACGUAAAGAAAGGUUUUCAAUUUACGUUAAUGGUAGUUGGUGCCUCUGGCACGGGUCGUACAACGUUUGUAAAUACUCUCUGUGACGAUCAUGUCCUUGCUAGAAAAGAAUCAGAAAACCCUGAAGACGCACAUAAUGAAGAAGGCAUCAAUAUUAAGCCAGUCUCAGUUGAAUUAGAUGAAGAUGGUGUAAGGAUCUCUUUAACUAUUGUUGAUACACCAGGCUUUGGUGAUAAUAUUGAUAAUGAAGCAUGUUUCCAUGAAAUUGUUGCUUAUUUGGAAAAGCAAUAUGAUGACAUUCUUGCUGAAGAGUCAAGAAUUAAACGUAACCCAAGAUUCCGUGAUAACCGUGUUCAUGCUCUUUUAUAUUUCAUUGCCCCUACUGGCCAUGCCUUGCGUGAAAUCGAUAUCGAACUCAUGCGUAGACUUUCUCCCCGUGUUAAUGUGAUUCCUGUCAUUGGCCGUGCUGAUUCUCUUACACCUCAAGAAUUAAAGGACUUUAAGAGAAGAAUUAUGGAAGAUAUUGAACACUAUAAUAUUCCCAUUUACAACUUUCCUUAUGAUGUUGAAGAAGAUGAAGAAGACACGAUUGAAGAGAACAGUGAAUUAAGAGCUCUUUUGCCCUUCUCUAUCAUCGGUAGUGAAGAAGAGAUUGUUGUCAAUGGUCGCACUGUUCGUGGUCGUCAAUACCCUUGGGGUGCUGUUGAAGUUGAUAACCCUAAGCAUUCUGAUUUUGGUCGCUUAAGAUCCGCUUUAUUGAGGUAAGCAUAGAGUGUAUUCUCAACAAAGUAUGUUCAUACAAAAUAGCUCUCAUUUGCAAGAUCUCAAGGAAAUCACGCACGACUUUUUGUAUGAAAACUAUCGUACUGAAAAAUUGAGUCGUACUGUCAAUGGUGGUGACCAAGAAGAUGCUUCUUUGAAUGCUGAAGAUAUGGCAUCUCAAAGUGUUCGAUUGAAGGAAGAACAAUUAAGAAAGGAAGAAGAAAAAGUAAGUCCCAGAUAAGGUUGAAACUUUGAUCUGAUUUUCUCUCUAGUUGCGUGAAAUUGAAUUAAAGGUUCAACGUGAAAUUCAAGAAAAGAGAGCUGAGCUUUUGAGUAAAGAAGAAGCUUUACGUAACCUUGAAGCCAGAUUAGCACAAGCUCAACUAGCUGAUCAAUAAUUUUUAUUUAAUUAUACUUCCAUACCUUUACUUAAUCAUUAUUAAAAAGACACUUUUUUUUU